AAUGCAUCUAAAGGGCUUGAAUGGGGGGGCAGAACUGGCCUUAUUGCUGUUUCUAAAUUGGAUUGUAUCUGUGUAUGGAUCAGCUAGAAGGCAGGUGGGAUGUAUUUGAUGAAAACCUUGACCUUGAUGAAUCUUUGUCUUUCCUCAACCUUAAAUCCAAAACAGUAUUCCUAUGGGCUUGGGGCUUUGGCACAGGCCUUUUGGUGACUGCUAAUGGCUGUCAGUGCAUCCAGUUGAAUGCAAUCACUAGUCCAAGGCUACUAAUGGCUUGUAUUGCUACAGCCAAGGAGAAGCUACAGCUGUCAUUCCUCUUAUUCUUAUUGUGGCAAUGAAGCCAUAAAUAGGCAACCUGUAGCCCUCACAUUGUUGUUUUUGAAGUAAAAAAAAGAGGCAAAUUGGGGUAAAAGAUGAGGGGUAGCACCCAAACAGAAAGUUGCUUCCAGGCUAGAGAUAUUCACUUUAGGUCCUGAACCAUUCUUAUAUGGCCAUCCCUCUUACCCCAACAAAGUUUAAACAUGAUUGAUUGGUCGAUUAAUUACAGAGGAAAGCAAGGUCCAUACCAGACAGGGCAACAUACUGGAUCCAGGGAUCCCAUACCCUUUGGAACUGGGUUUGUCUGUCAACAAAUAGUGAGUUUUUUUAUUACCCAUGAUCCAGUUUGUGUUGGGUUUGAGUAGCUGUGUGGAUUUAGGAUUUUCAUGGUUUCACAGUAGUCAGUUUAGCUGUCUGGUUAAUAAGAAAUCUGCUGUACUGGGGACUUUAUGUCCCAACAGAACUUGUUCUGGAAUCUUAUAAAUGUUUAAACUAGUGAUUGCUCCAUACACUCUAGUCUAAUAUUGCUGGACUGUAGAGCAUUGCCUGACGAAGGGGUACGUCCCCGAAACGUUGCUGCUACACUUUCAAUAAACAUGAAGGGGCUAAGCCGCUUGCAUUACACUCGAUUUGUUCCUUAUUGACUCUAGAGCAUUGCCACCAUGUACUGAAGGCCAUGCUCAUCCCAUGAAACAUAUUGGGCUAUAGGAAUGGGCUAUUGGAUCCUGGUUGGGAGCAGGUACCAUUGUACAAGAGUCUUAUAACUUGAUACCAGCAGGGAGGGAUGUAUUGAUGAUUAUGGGCUAUGGAUCCCUAAAGGUUUGGGUGGUGUUGCUUCUCCAGGGAAUGACCAAGGUCCCUUUCCCAUGCCUUUACAUAAGGAAGAACAGGGAAUAGGCCUCCAGUAGGAAUUGGGACAAGACUCCAUUGGUGUUAAUAGCGCAGAUGGAUGCUAGGAAGGAGGGGGUUGGUAUAUUCUGACCCUUGUGUUUCCAUUUAAGAAAGUGGUUUUCUUUUCUUUUUCACUGGACUAAUGGGCCUUCCCUCCUAACUCUCUGUCUCUGGAUGGGGCAUUGCUGGCACCACAACAAGAAUAUAUUCACCCCCUUCUUGCUCUACUACAACUCCCAGAAUCCCUUGACAGACUGCUGGGACCUUUCAUAGUUAAAAGCCUUUAUUCUACUAAUGCCAUAUCUGCAGACACUUGGCGGUACCCAGUGGGAAAGACACGAGUAUCCAAUAGAAAAGCACAAAUAGGAAAACAUUGUAUGCAGAUUUGCAUAGUAUCCCUUUAAGUACAUCCUUCUCCUUAGUGAGACCCAGUCGGGGGUGAGCUGGGGGCACAGGGUUAUACUGUAGCACAGUUACUAUUUCACUCCUGCAGUGACACUACUGGCCAGAAGAUGGCAGCACUGGAACAUUUCACACUUUAAUGCUGACACAGAAAACUUUUUAUUUCAUUAUUUCCAUCCAAACAGCCUGGGAUCCGUGUCGUUGUUCUACGGAUAAUUGCGGCAAAGAUAUACGUGCCGCUUGAGUGGGCAGCCAUGGGCAGCUUCUCCAUUCGGAAGUACAGAAAGAAGGACUACGCCGCUGUGUGCCAUUUGUUUGCUGAAGGCACCAUGGAGCACUUUCCUGCUGCCUGUCUGUAUGUUCUGAAGGCACCUCGGGUCUAUGUGACACUCUUGUUGUUAUUUGCCUCCAUGUUACUGGGUACCAAGUCCUACAUACUCUCAUUUACCUGCCUGGCUGCCAUAUUGGCUGGAGGUUGGUGGGUGAUAAAUUCCAAAUAUCAUCAUUAUGUUAUUCAGAUCCAGAGAGAGGACCUGCAGGACAUAGAGAAGACCUACAUGGUGAGGAGCAACUCCUGUUUCUGGGUGGCAGAGUCGGACGGGAAGGUUGUUGGCAUGGUGGCCGCCCAACCAUCAGAGGAGUCAGAAGAUGAGAUGGUGCUCAAGCGCCUUUGUGUUGGAAGGGACCACAGGAGGAAGGGAAUAGCCAAGGCGCUGUGCCUGAAGGUGAUUGGCUUUGCUAAAGAGUGUGGGUACAAAGCUGUGUGCCUGGAAACGGAUAUAAUACAAUACUCUGCACAGAAGCUCUACCAGCGCAUUGGCUUUGAGAAAUACCACCUUGAGGUGCAUCAGGGCCUUUUUGGCAAAUGUACAACCUUCUCAAGCCUCUAUUAUAAAUAUACUGUAACAAAUUCAUAGCAAACAUAACAAUAAAUGGUCUAACCCAUAUUUGUAUGGACCCCGGGCAUCUAUAAAUGCAUCUAAAGGGCUUGAAUGCGCUAUUUAUACAUUUAUUCAUGGGGGGGGGGCAGAACUGGCCUUAUUGCUGUUUCUAAAUUGGAUUGUAUGUGUGUAUGGAUCAGAUAGAAGGUAGGUGGGAUGUACAGUAUUUGACAAAAACCUUGAAGCAUUACAUUCAAAAAAUGUUUAUUGUCUCGCCAUAAUAUUAUAAUGGCAAAGCUAUAAUAAAUGAAAAGACUUUGGAGAAGGAAAGUUGCAUUUAGGGCAUGAAUUAAGAUAUUUGCUGCACUUAGAUGUUCUCUUCAGGUUUCCAAGGAUAUCCGUUUGUCUGAAGUAACCAGAGAAUCAGUAGAAAUCUCUUGCU
Xenopus tropicalis (tropical clawed frog) is the source of this 2928-nucleotide messenger RNA. It is a transcript of the gene nat8b.2, whose product is annotated as N-acetyltransferase 8B gene 2. The record is from RefSeq and is a predicted model, not a curated record. The coding region runs from base 1860 to 2522 and encodes 220 amino acids. The transcript is spliced from 2 exons. NCBI's taxonomy places the organism in Eukaryota, Metazoa, Chordata, Amphibia, Anura, Pipidae. Gene Ontology annotation, molecular function: acyltransferase activity, transferring groups other than amino-acyl groups; N-acetyltransferase activity; acetyltransferase activity.